Molecule: messenger RNA, 390 nt
Organism: Diaporthe citri
Lineage: Eukaryota; Fungi; Ascomycota; Sordariomycetes; Diaporthales; Diaporthaceae
Exons: 1
Coding region: 1-390 (129 amino acids)
Biological process (GO): mitotic sister chromatid cohesion
Cellular component (GO): Ctf18 RFC-like complex
Source: RefSeq, a predicted model, not a curated record
AUGCUCUCCAGCCAGUCCGUAGCCGGCAUCCCCCUCAACCACGCCCCGUCGGCCACAACCUACAAGCUGCUGGAAAUGCCCCCAGACCUGCUCGCCCUCCUCGAGUCCGACAGCCCGCCCACGCUGCGCCUCGAGCCCUCGCCCACCGCGGGCCUGCUCAAGACGCCCGACAACAAGACUUGGUCCCUCCGCCAGAAGAACACCUCCAACGCCCUCAUCCUACUACACGCCUCCGGCCCCGGCUCCAGCCCCGGCCAGGACUCGGCAGCCCUGAGCACCGUCGCAACCCUCCACGAGACCGUCGAGCUCGUCCCCGAGGCCGAGUCUGCCGCCGCCCCCGUCGUGGCUGCCAAGGGUAAAUGGCAUGAGAAGUUUGGCAAGACCCGUUGA